UCAAAUUAUUAUUAUUAAAAUAGACAGCUAGUCUUUGUGGUACAAGAAUGGAUGUGGUUACCUUCGGCAUCAUAGUGGCAGUAAUCGUAAUUUUCUUAGUCAUUGUUUGUUUCAUCACCAUUGAAGGCACCUGCAAGCGCCCUUCUCACUCCUAGUCUUACUCUUGUACAUUCGUACUGUUUCUUAUCUACCCCUAUCCAAGCACUGCCUUUCGCUUACAAUUCUCCGUAAUCUUUCUCCCGUUUCUAUAGAAGCCCGAAAAAGAAAGGACAAUUUUUGAAAGAGAACAGAAGAAUAAUGUUGGUUGCCAAAACAUGGAUCUUUUUAGCGGUGCUUUUGGUUUUGGUGAGUUUGGAUCUGUGUUUCGCGAGUGGAUCCGGUAUGUCGCCGGCUAACGGGGACCAUGGGCAUCAUCAUCAUUGUGAUCAUGGGCAUGGGCAUGGGCAUGGGCAUGACCACCACCAUCACCAUGAUCAUGACCAUCAUCAGCACCACCAUGUGGUGGAGGAGAAGAAGAAGAAGAAGAUGAUGGUGAUGUUGCCGGAGGAGUUGGCUGAGGAGGAAGACAUGAAAUUGUACGGAUUUGGGCCCUACCGAGAUGAUCACGAUCAUCAAGUCCUCUCCGGUUUUGGUCUUUGGUUACGUGCACUGGGAUGCUCACUCUUAGUAAGCUUGGCUUCCCUUAUUUGCCUGAUUAUUUUACCUGUGAUAUUUAUACAAGGAAAACCAUCCAAGGCAGUUGUUGAUUCAUUGGCAUUAUUUGGGGCAGGAGCUAUGUUGGGAGAUGCUUUUCUUCAUCAGUUGCCACAUGCUUUUGGUGGUGAGCACUCCCACUCACAUGAUGACCAUGUGGAUGAUGCUCAUCAUUCUCAUUCUGGGCCUGAUCAUAUGCAUGGACACUCUUUAAAAGAUCUUUCUGUGGGUUUGUCCAUACUUGCUGGGAUAGUAAUGUUUCUUCUUGUGGAAAAGGUGGUAAGAUAUGUUGAAGAAAACUCUGAAGAGGCUAGCCAUGGUCAUCACCACCAUCAUCACAAGAGCAAUAAAAAAUUGAAAAAUGAUGAUGAUGUUCAUCAAAACCAUUCACAAUCACUAGAUGACAGAUCAGAUGACCCUUUGAAUGGAGAUAAUACAACUCAGCAUGAAAUUCGAAAGAGAAAGACUUCUCCUGGUCCUAGUGAUGAUAAAUCAGAUAUAGAUCCUGCAGAUGGCUGUGCAAAUAGCGUUAAAACCUUGGUACAGAAGGAAACUUCUCAAUCACCAUCAAACCUGGUGUUUGGCUAUCUCAAUCUUUUCUCUGAUGGUGUUCACAAUUUUACUGAUGGAAUGGCUCUAGGAAGUGCUUUUUUGCUUUAUGGAUCAGUUGGUGGGUGGUCCAGAACUCUAUUUUUGCUUGCACAUGAACUUCCCCAAGAGGUAGGUGAUUUUGGUAUAUUGGUGAGAUCUGGUUUCAGUGUUUCAAAAGCGCUGUUCUUUAACUUUCUUUCAGCGCUGGUGGCACUAGCAGGAACUGGUGUGGCUUUGCUUUUGGGACAAGAUCCUGGACAGUCAUCUUUGAUUGAGGGGUUUACAGCUGGUGGAUUUAUAUACAUUGCUGUUGGUGGAGUGCUUGCAGAAAUGAAUAGCAAUAGCAACUCAACAUUGAAAAGUACCAUAGUGCAAUUAAUCUCACUAACAUUUGGCAUGGCUGUUGCCCUUUUUAUUUCACUUGUAGAAUAAAGUUCAUUCAAGAGUUACUUUUUGUUCACGUACCUCAAAGCGCGUGCACGAAGGAUCAAAUCCCAGCUUUCUGUCAACCCUGUUUCCUGAUAGUAUUUGAGAGGUAAACUACCCACUGUUUUUAUCUCAGAAUUAGGAGAGAAGGAUAAAUGCUUACAGCUUACGCCUCUACCUGACAUUUAGGACAAAUUCAUCACUCUCCCUGACCCUUAGGUGAAAACUACAUUUCUCUCUCUAUCUCUUUCUGUUGUAUGGCAUUUUUUUUAUUGACUGGUAACGUUGAAUGCUAUAGUUCUUUUGGCUCUUUUUUAUGUAGUGGGAGUGCUUUUUGUCUUAGACUGUAACUGGUUAGAAGGAAAGAGUUGUGAUUCA
Messenger RNA from Theobroma cacao (cacao), 2088 nucleotides. RefSeq names its product ZIP metal ion transporter family (gene IAR1). Gene Ontology annotation, cellular component: membrane. The record is from RefSeq and is a predicted model, not a curated record. Gene Ontology annotation, molecular function: zinc ion transmembrane transporter activity. Lineage: Eukaryota; Viridiplantae; Streptophyta; Magnoliopsida; Malvales; Malvaceae. Gene Ontology annotation, biological process: intracellular zinc ion homeostasis; zinc ion transmembrane transport.